AUGAGACCAAGCCCCGAACCUUUCCUCCUCAAAAUGGGGCUCGUGGCUAUUGCUUUGCUGUUGGCGUUUGUGACAUGGAUUACGAGCUUUGUGUGCAGAAAAGCAAAGUACAUCUAUGACCGUCUCUCCGCUUUUCAAGGACCCGUAGCACUUCCUAUCAUAGGAAAUCUACAUCAAUUCCAUUUCAAACCAGAAGAAUUCUUCGAGCAAGCACAAGGAUUGGCAUAUAUGCUUAGGCGACAACGUGAAAGAGUGUGCCGAGUUUGGUUUGGACGUAGAGUCCCUGUUAUAGCUGCACCGCAUGUGCUCUUGUAUGGGCCAGAAGAAUGCGAAGCAGUUUUGGGUAGUAGCAAAAUGCUAAAUAAGCCAAUUCAGUACGCCUUUCUCUCAGCAUGGAUAGGAGAAGGAUUAUUGAUAAGGUCAGUUGGUAUAAAAUCUGCAUUUUGA
Strongylus vulgaris is the source of this 447-nucleotide messenger RNA. The record is from the annotation of a GenBank genome assembly. Lineage: Eukaryota; Metazoa; Nematoda; Chromadorea; Rhabditida; Strongylidae.